Messenger RNA from Echinostoma caproni, 276 nucleotides. The record is from the annotation of a GenBank genome assembly. NCBI's taxonomy places the organism in Eukaryota, Metazoa, Platyhelminthes, Trematoda, Plagiorchiida, Echinostomatidae.
AUGUACUCGAAUUCCUACGAUUUCUAUAUGCGCGGAGAAGAAAUUAUGUCCGGAGCGCAACGUAUUCACGACCCCACUUUGCUCACCGAACGUGCAUUACACCACGGUGUGGAAAUCGAAAAAAUCAAAGCCUACAUUGACGCGUUCCGUUACGGUUGUCCUCCUCAUGCUGGCGGUGGUAUCGGUUUGGAGCGUGUAACCAUGCUUUUCCUGGGCCUCGACAACAUUCGCAAAACGUCUAUGUUCCCACGCGAUCCGAAACGUCUCACACCCUAG